Molecule: messenger RNA, 540 nt
Organism: Solanum stenotomum
Lineage: Eukaryota; Viridiplantae; Streptophyta; Magnoliopsida; Solanales; Solanaceae
Product: auxin-responsive protein SAUR20-like
Exons: 1
Coding region: 220-468 (82 amino acids)
Biological process (GO): response to auxin
Source: RefSeq, a predicted model, not a curated record
CUAAAACUCAACUACAACUACACAGGAAUCUUUAAGUGGUGCCUACAUAAAAUGCAUGUCACUAAGACUUAUCUACUUGCCAUUGGCCUAUAUAAACACAUAAAAAAGAACCCUCUACCACCACAGCUCUCAGCAAAACGUGAAACCAUUCAAAGCUUUACUCUGCUUUCAAAGUCCUUACUUUCAUUAUUUGCUUAUCUAUAUUGAACUAAAACAACCAUGGCUAUCCGUAUAAUCAAGAAGUCUUCGACAACUAAAGAUGUUCCGAAAGGCCACUGUGCUGUGUAUGUUGGGGAGGAACAGAAGAAGAGAUUUGUGAUCCCUAUAUCAUUCUUGAACCAACCUUUAUUUCAAGACUUGCUUAGCCAAGCUGAGGAAGAAUUUGGUUUCGAUCAUCCAAUGGGUGGUCUCACAAUACCUUGCAAAGAGGAUGUCUUCAUUAACCUUACUUCUCGUUUGAGAAACUGAUAUGGAAACUUGCUUUCACAAUUUUAUAGAAAAGUAAAGCAGGAUUUGCAGAGUCUGUAAAGUUUAGGAGUU